GCCUCAGACGCAACACCAUUGAAAGGAGCGACCAAACCCUAAUCUCAAAAACGAUGGUGUUCUCUAGAGAUAUCCUUUCUCCUGCAUCAAUGUUCUCUUCUUACGCAUCAAUGAUGGGAUACAUCAUGAUAAUCAAACCAAUGAUUCACACAAUUAUUCCACGUCCAGUUCAAAACUUCGUCUUCUCUUAUCUCAAGUCCUUCGCUGGCUCUCGUUCAUCGACUCUCACGCUUACCAUCGAUCAAUUGUCUUCGAUGUAUAUUCCCGAAGAGCUUUACGACGCUGCUCAGGCUUAUCUCUCCACCAAGAUAAGUCCAAAUUCGGUCAGGCUAAUUAUGGCUAGAGACCCUGCGGAGAAGAAAGUCAAGUUAUACCUUAGCGAUGGAGAGGUUGUCUCUGAUGUCUACAAUGGUAUUAAGCUCGAGUGGAGGUUUUCUGCUAGCAACAAGAAUAAUACUAUGGCUGAAGAGUAUGGCCAAAGCUAUCAGGGAAACUUUCAACGGGAAUAUUUGGAGCUGAGCUUCGACAAGAAACACAGAGACUUGGUCGUGAACUCCUAUAUACCCUACGUGGAGAGCGAGGCAAAGGUAGUCAACAACAAUCGCAGAAUCCUCAAUAUGCAUUCCUACUCACACGUGACUCAAAAAUGGCAAUCCGUGAACUUCGAGCACCCUUCAACUUUCAACACGAUGGCUAUGAACGACGAUCUCAAGCGUUCUGUGAUUGAAGAUCUUGAUCGGUUCGUCGGAAGAAAAGAUUACUACAAGAGAGUUGGAAAAGCUUGGAAGAGGGGUUACUUGCUGUACGGGCCACCAGGGACUGGGAAGUCUAGUUUAGUGGCAGCUAUGGCUAACUACCUCAAAUUCGAUAUCUAUGAUCUCCAGCUCGCAAGCGUUCAGGGAGACGCCCAUCUACGAAGCUUACUUCUCAGCACUAAGAACAGCUCGAUUCUUCUUGUAGAAGAUAUAGACUGCUCCGUGGAUUUGCCUACAAGGUUGCAACCUGAAACCGAAACGACCCUGCCGCUAGGUGCCUUCCAGGUAUCAACACCAUUGACGUUAUCAGGACUUUUAAAUUGCAUUGAUGGGUUAUGGUCGAGCUGUGGAAACGAGCGCAUAAUAAUAUUUACUACAAAUAACAAGGAGAAGCUGGAUCCAGCAUUGCUCAGACCAGGCCGUAUGGAUAUGCACAUUUACAUGGGACAUUGUAGUUUUGAGGGAUUUAAGACAUUGGCGUCUAACUAUUUAGGCCUGUCUGACGAAAAUGAUGAUACUCACCCUCUCUAUCCGGAUAUAAAGCAUUUGAUUGAUGGACAAGUGUUGACUCCGGCUCAAGUCGCUGAGGAACUAAUGAAGGAUGAAGAUGCUGAUGCGGCGCUUGAGGGUUUAGUUAAGGUUCUCAAGAGGAAGAGGUCAGAGCCAGAGAAGUGUGAUGAUGAAUCUAAGAUGAAGAAACUUAAAGAGGGAGAGAAGAUAAUAGCCGACGCUGAGGAGGCAGUAGCCGACGCUGAGGAGGCAGUAGCCGACGCGGAGGAGACAUUGAGGGAAUUAGAAGUGUUGAGUCCGGCUCAAGUUGAGGACAAGGAGGAACUAGUUGAUAGUCAAUAUGCUCAUGUGAUGCCCGCCUUGCUCUCGGGACCGAGGUUGAUGGCUCAGUCAGGAUUCCCAGGGUUCUAUAGAGGAGGAAGAGGAAUAGGUCCGGGUUUUAGAGGAAGAGGUAUGGGUUUUAGACGAAUGUAGUAAUGAAGAAACUUAAAGAGGUAGAGGAAGAUAAUCACUCGGCAUUGAGGAGACCUGAUGAAGUUGGUUUUUUACAUGAAGUUUUUGAAUAAUCUAAUUUUAUAUAC
This is a messenger RNA of Arabidopsis arenosa, 1846 nucleotides long. The record is from the annotation of a GenBank genome assembly. NCBI's taxonomy places the organism in Eukaryota, Viridiplantae, Streptophyta, Magnoliopsida, Brassicales, Brassicaceae.